This is a messenger RNA of Fraxinus pennsylvanica, 681 nucleotides long. The record is from the annotation of a GenBank genome assembly. Lineage: Eukaryota; Viridiplantae; Streptophyta; Magnoliopsida; Lamiales; Oleaceae.
AUGGAGAGUUGGAGUGUUUCAGAAAAAGAGUGGAGAAAAGGGCCUUGGACUCCUGAAGAAGAUAAGCUGCUUGCAGAAUAUGUAAGUCAAAAUGGUGAAGGGAGAUGGAGUUCUGUAGCUAGGUUUGCAGGGUUGAAUAGGAAUGCAAAGAGUUGUAGGCUAAGAUGGGUAAACUACUUGAGGCCUGGACUAAAAAUAGGACACAUAACACCUCAAGAGGAAGGAAUUAUUAUUGAGCUUCAUGCCCUUUGGGGAAACAAAUGGUCGACUAUAGCUAGAUACUUGCCUGGAAGAACGGAUAACGAGAUAAAAAACUACUGGAGAACUCGUUUCAAGAAGAAAAGAAAGACAUCUGAAAAGCAAGAAAGCAGAAAAAUUAUUUUACAAACACAAGAAAAACAAACUUAUGAGGAGAAGAAGGUGGAAGCCAUAAACAAUGAAAGUGUGCUUUUCGAGGCAAAGGAGGAACACGAAGACGCCGUGAUGGAGUUGGAGAAUGAAAUGUUACCUACUAUGUACGAGGAUUUCGUGUCCUGUCCAGAUACUAUCCCAAUUGAUAGUUAUUUAUGGGGAGGGUUGUGGAACCAACAGUUGAAUAAUUGCAGUAAAAUGGCUACCGCUAAUUCUUGUGAGCCAGAUGCCAUUAGGAUUUAUAGUAACAGUGGAGGAUAUAUUUACUGA